Molecule: messenger RNA, 2951 nt
Organism: Hermetia illucens (black soldier fly)
Lineage: Eukaryota; Metazoa; Arthropoda; Insecta; Diptera; Stratiomyidae
Gene: sbr
Product: nuclear RNA export factor 1
Exons: 11
Coding region: 142-2058 (638 amino acids)
Biological process (GO): poly(A)+ mRNA export from nucleus
Cellular component (GO): cytoplasm; nucleus
Molecular function (GO): RNA binding; protein binding
Source: RefSeq, a predicted model, not a curated record
CAACUUCAUCCGGGAUGCUUCACUUUGACGUGCUCCUACAAGAAAUCAGUGAAACCAAGAAUUUCGCGUGUUUGAUAAAUUUAGUUCGGAGCAUAAUUCACAUCUUUUUCCACACCGGGAAGAACAUUUGCAACAAAUACAAUGUCCAGACGCGGCGGAUUCGGUGGACGUGGACGCAAUUGGAAUCAAAACAGACACAAUUCGGGCAGCUCAAAUAAUUGGUCGCAUGACGGCGACAACCGCUUUACACGCUUUCAAGAUGCUCAGGAUGUCGAGGAUUUCGAACGAAAGCCCAAGAACACAAAGAGGCAUGUUAGCUUCAAGCCUUCGGGGGUGGUGGGACGCGGCGGCAUGAAGAAUAGAAAUUUUCAACUCGCAAUCAAAGCGCGGCUCGAGGAUGACGAGGAAAUGGCGGAUUUCGGAUUCAGUAAGGCUAAUCACUCAAAGAAGAAUCGCAGAAAAGGCUCACCAGUACCGAGGAAGCUCCCGCCUAGCUCGGCUGGCUGGUACAUGGUCACGAUUCCCUUCGGUCGCAAAUACGAGAAAGACGUCCUGAUCCGUCACAUCCUCACAGCCAUUUCCCCGGAAAUUUUCAUCCCAAAUUAUUGGAAGUACGAAAACGAGGACGCCGUAUUCUACGUGGACGACGCCAAGAUCGCCGAACGACUGAUGCAAGCAAAUUGGGAGAUUCAGAUGCCGGACGGAUUCAAGUUGUCGAUUCGGGUCCGGCCAGGCGUCCCACAAGUUCAGAUCGACGCAAAUGUGAAAGAACGGAUGAAGUUGGUGAUGGCGAAACGCUACAAUGCAGCCACGAAGGCUCUGGACUUGACCAAGUUCCAUGCGGAUCCGGAUUUGAAGGAUAUUUUCUGUGCCUUGUCGCGACCCUCAAUCAUGCUUGCUGCCAUUGAUAUCAUGGAGGCCAACAUUCCCGACUUGGAGGCUUUGAAUUUGAACGACAAUCGCAUUCAUUUGCUGGAUCACUUCAAGUGCAUGGCGAAAAAGCUGCCGAAUCUUAAGAUUUUGUAUUUGGCUAACAAUCGGAUUCAAACAUCCAUCGCUCUCCUCAAUUUGAAGACAAUUCCCCUGAUUGAAAUCAUGCUGGAAGGAAAUCCGUUUAAGAAUCGUUUCAAGAAUGAUGCGCUCUACAAGAGUGAUAUAAGGAGGAAAUUCCCAAAACUUAGAAAAUUGGAUGGUAUCGAAUUGGAGCCUGAAAUUGGUUUUGAUGUUGCCGAACAGACCACAUUGCCACCAGCAAAAGCAUCCUUUUUAUGCGACGCGGCUGGAGCAGAUGUUGUUCGACAAUUUAUCGAGCAAUAUUUUAUCAUAUAUGAUUCAGCCAAUCGUCAACCGCUUCUAGAUGCAUAUCACGAGCAGGCAAUGCUAUCCUUAUCUGUAGCAUCGAAUUCAUAUCAAGGGGCCAGAUUGAACAACUAUUUUGAUUGGAGUCGCAAUAUCUUGCGUAUGGCUGGGGACAAAUCGCGACAUAUCCGUUACGGACGACUUCCAGUUGUCUCAUUUCUCUCGGAACUGCCCAAAACGCAGCACGACCCACAGUCGUUUUCUGUUGAUUUAACUCUGUUCACGCCCAAGCUCAUUAACUUUGUCGUCACUGGUGUCUUUCGAGAGCUCUCUAAAAAGGAACAAUACGGCAAUGGAAAUCCGGAUUCACCGAAGAUCAUGAGAUCAUUUCAGCGCGUUUUUAUGAUUGUACCGAUGGCUAAUGGUGGGUUCUGCAUACGAAAUGAGAUGCUAUUUAUUUCCAAUCCGACCCAAGCUCAAUCAAAAAUGGCCUUCAAACCUCGACCAGCGGAGCCAAUACAACCGGCCCCUGCGGUUCCGCAAGUGGCUCCAGCCGUACCCAACGUGGUCACAUCACCCGUCGUUGAUGAGAGUACUAAAUUGCAAAUGAUCCAAGCACUAUCAACGCAAAGUACGAUGAACUUUGAAUGGAGUAAAAAAUGCUUGGAAGAAACCCUCUGGGACUACAAUCGUGCUAUCAAUGUUUUCACUGAGCUGCACAAGCAGGGAAAAAUUCCACCCGACGCAUUCGCAAAGUAGGCUCCCACGCCUAUCCCGAUUGUGAUAAAUAGCUUGCUUCGACCUUUGUCCUGAUCCUGUGAAUAUAUUUUUUUGCCUCACAACUCAUUGAAGGAUCAUUUCGAAGUUGUCAGACUGGUGGAAGUCAGUCCCGUGGAUAAUAACAGUGGAGGAGUCGUGAAAAUCUUUAGUUUGACAUAAAAAUCUUUUAAUAGUCGCACCAUUUGGUCACUGCUUUACUUUUACUUUAAUUGAAGGUUCUUAUAGAUAUGAAUUUUUAAAAUUUUUUUGAUUUAUCUAAUUUUUAUUAUCAAUUCUGGAUUGAUAAAUGUCGAAUAGUAAUAUUGUCAGAGUCGUUAGGAUUACGAAGUAAACGAUUUCCCUGCAGUGGGUCCCUUCUCUGAAUUGAGGGUUUAGCAUUUAAUUAUGUCUGGUUCCGAUAGGUUUUAUGAUAUCCGAGAUAAUUUUGAGUAACGUUGCGAAAUGACGGUAAGAAAGGGUCCUCGUUCACUCUAGAAAUCGAUUGCUUCGUAGUUGCUUACAGCGCGCUCGAAAUUACUGAAUAAUUUGGUCGUCUUCUUAUAGUCAAAAGAAAUUGGUGCAUAAGUUACAGAUGUAAAUAGUAAUGAUACUUGUUACUGAAUAAGGAUGAAGAAUAUCUUUUGAGUUUUGCUGUUGUAUUCAUUUAUUUAACGUUGUUCAAUCUGAAGGAGUUUUAGAUGAAAUUUGUAUAAUUUUGUGAAAAUUUACCAAUUUUCCACAUCAUCUUAGACAUAAGACUGUAAAUAUUAGCAAUUAGAAAGAUAUAAGUCAUCGAAUUAUAAUUUACGGAAUAGAAAUUUUUAGAUUUAUUUUCUACAGAAUACAUGGCUAUACAAUAAGAAUGUGUAAUAAAUCCAAUAGCUACAAAUGAA